This is a messenger RNA of Toxorhynchites rutilus septentrionalis, 5078 nucleotides long. It is a transcript of the gene CPSF1, whose product is annotated as cleavage and polyadenylation specificity factor subunit 1. Gene Ontology annotation, molecular function: nucleic acid binding; protein binding. The transcript is spliced from 6 exons. Bases 730 to 5007 code for a protein of 1425 amino acids. Gene Ontology annotation, cellular component: mRNA cleavage and polyadenylation specificity factor complex; nucleus. The record is from RefSeq and is a predicted model, not a curated record. Lineage: Eukaryota; Metazoa; Arthropoda; Insecta; Diptera; Culicidae.
GAUGUGUUUCAUGCUGUUUGGAAAAAUCAAAUAGAAGUUACUAUUUUCCUUGCGUAGAAACGCUGUACUCGGGCAUUCAAGUUGUUCUUCCUAGGCAUAUUCAGGGCCCGAAAUCUUUGAAGGUUAAAAAUGAAGUUCUACUCUCCUCUCUGUAGCUUCGCUUCGACUAGGACUACUUUGGCAUUAGCCGUCAACAGAAAGUGAAUUGACUAGAAAAUGAAUUGACAAUCAUUGAGAGCGAGUAUGAUUGAUGAACUAUUUUAGUCAAUACUUAUUCUAAUUGACGUGACUAAUCCACAUUUUUACUUCCCCCUGUCACGAAUCUCUACCCGCGUACACAAUCUAAUUUUUACGUCCAUUGUAGCGUACGAUUACGAGUUUGAGUCACUGUAUGUCAAAAUAUGGCUUAUUAAAUUGGAGGUGAGAAUUAUUUUGAUUUUGUACGACAUAAUUACAAUGAGAUGUGAGAACAUUUUUCCAUUCCGUGUGAAAACAUAUAAAAAAACUGCCAUCCCUAGUCGCAAACUGAAAAAAGACUUUUUAACUCAAUUCAAUUUCACCACAAGGGUUUCACAGCAUCGGACGUAAACAAAAUUCAGUUCUGUCAAUUUAGGAGGCGUACAAGGAAGAGAACAACAAAAAACUACAACUUCAACGCUAAAUUCGGCAUUUUUUGUGUGUCUGGCUCAAUUAAUGAUUUCAUUCGUAUGGUGAGGCUUGUUUUCGAAAAUGUUUUCCAUCUGCAAGCAAAAGCACGAAGCAACGGCCGUGGAGUUUUCCCUGACGUGCCAUUUUUUCAACAACAACGAGAAAUCGCUUGUUACCGGCGGGGCAAAUGUUCUUAAGGUUUACCGGUUGAUCCCGGAUGAUGAUCCGGCGAAUAGAGAGAAGUACAGCGCAACGCGUCCUCCAAACAUGAAGCUAGAAUGUAUGGCCUCGUACACUCUGUUCGGGAAUAUAAUGUCCAUGCAGUCGGUGUCUCUUGCCGGAUCGCAGCGGGAUGCUUUGCUGAUCAGUUUCCAGGAUGCCAAACUGUCGGUGGUUCAGUUUGAUCCGGACAACUUCGAACUGAAGACGCUGUCUCUGCAUUACUUUGAGGAAGAGGACAUCAAAGGUGGCUGGACGGGUCAUUAUCACACACCCCUCGUACGGGUGGACCCGGACAAUCGCUGCGCCGUGAUGUUGGUGUACGGCCGGAAGCUGGUUGUGCUUCCGUUCCGGAAGGAUAGUUCGCUGGAUGAGAUAGAGGUGCAGGAUGUUAAGCCGAUGAAGAAGGCUCCGGUGCGGCUGAUUGCGAGGACACCGAUAUUGGCGUCGUAUGUGAUUGAGUUGAAGGAAUCGGAGGAAAGGAUUGACAAUGUGAUUGAUAUUCAAUUCUUGCAUGGGUAUUAUGAGCCUACGCUGCUGAUUUUGUACGAACCCGUGAAGACGUUUCCAGGUCGAAUUGCGGUUCGAUCCGACACCUGUAUGAUGGUGGCUUUGUCACUCAACAUUCAGCAAAGGGUGCACCCGGUUAUAUGGACCGUGAAUAGUUUGCCCUUUGAUUGCUUGCAAGCGAUUGCCAUUAGUAAACCAAUUGGAGGUUGUUUGAUACUCAGCGUAAACGCGUUGAUUUAUCUUAACCAGAGUGUUCCGCCAUAUGGCGUGAGUUUGAACAGCAUCGCGGAUCACUGUACCAAUUUCCCACUAAAACCACAAGAUGGGGUUCGAAUCAGCUUGGAAGCGGCUCAGGUGUGUUUCAUCGAACCGGAGAAAUUGGUGCUUUCCCUCAAAGGUGGUGAGUUGUACGUGUUGACGUUGUGUGCCGAUUCCAUGCGUAGCGUGCGCAGUUUCCACUUCAGUAAGGCUGCCGCCAGUGUUCUCACAAGCUGUAUCUGUGUCGUUGAGGAAGAAUAUCUUUUCCUUGGUUCUCGCUUGGGUAACUCGCUGCUGCUCAGAUUCAAGGAGAAGGAUGAAAGCAUGGUGAUCACCAUCGAGGACAACGAACCGAAGGAAAGGUUGGAACCCAAGCGUAUGCGGUUGGAGGAAGAGGAACUGGAAGUGUAUGGAACUGGACAGAAGACAUCCGUGCAGUUGACUAGUUACAUAUUUGAAGUGUGUGACACCAUUGUGAACAUUGGUCCGAUCGCUCACAUGGCUCUGGGGGAGCGUGCUGCGGAGGAAGAACAGGACGAGAACAAUGAUGUCCAAUUUGUUUCCAAUAAGUUGGAGUUGGAGAUAGUGACGAGUAGCGGACAUGGGAAGAAUGGGGCGCUGUGUGUUCUGCAGAAUUCCGUCAAACCUCAGGUUAUAACGAGUUUUGGUCUGUCGGGUUGUUUGGAUGUGUGGACGGUGCUUGGAGCCGACAGUAAUGACGCUCACGCCUUUAUGAUCCUCUCUCAGGAAGCAGGAACGAUGAUUCUUCAAACGGGGGACGAAAUCAACGAGAUUGAUAACACUGGAUUUGCGACGAAUGUUCCAACCAUUUACGUUGGCAAUAUAGGAGGGAACCGUUUUAUUGUGCAGGUUACGACAAAGUCAAUUCGACUGCUGCAGGGUGCGCGGCUACUGCAAAAUAUUCCAAUCGAUCUGGGAUGUCCACUGGCGGCGGUUUCCAUCGCUGAUCCGUACAUUUGUGUGAGAUCCUCCGAGGGGCGGGUGAUAACUUUGGCCUUGCGUGAAGGCAAAGGAACCCCCCGCUUGGCGGUUAACAAAAAUACGAUCAGUACGACACCUCCGGUUGUGGCAAUCAGCGUGUAUAAAGAUGUGUCAGGAAUAUUUACGACGAAAUAUGAAGACUUCUACGAUAUAUCAAAGGGAGGACCUUCAUCGUAUUCCAGCGGAUUCGGGUACAUGAAACCGGAGCCGAAUAUGAAAAUUGAGGACGAAGAGGAUCUGCUGUAUGGAGAAAGUGGUCGUUCGUUUAAGGUAAAUUCGAUGGUCGAUAUGGCCAUCGAAACAAAGAAAAAGAAUCCCGAUUUUUGGCGGAAGUUUAUGCAGCCUGUAAAACCAACCUACUGGCUGUUCGCUGCAAGGGACAAUGGCAAUUUGGAAAUUUAUUCGAUGCCCGAUUUGAAGCUGGUCUAUCUCAUAACAAACAUCGGAAACGGAAGUAAGGUUCUCUCGGAUUCUAUGGAGUUUGUUCCACUCCACGCUGGUCAGUCGGGAGGCGAUGUGGAGGUAACUUCGGGCAGUUUUGCCACUCCUUUUGGGUUCAACGCUAAUUUGCUUCCGAAGGAAAUUCUUGUGGUAGCGUUGGGUCACUAUGGAUCCAGGCCGUUACUGCUCGUUCGAUUGGAGAACGAUCUUCUCGUUUAUCGCGUUUACCGCUACUCAAAGGGUCACUUGAAGCUACGCUUCAAAAGACUAGUCACCGGUAUCAACGGUCCAGUGUUUAGGUUACCCCGUCAGAAUGUUCAAACGGAUCAGGAAGGCGAAAAGCCAGACGAACAGGCGACAAAAAUUCUGUACGAGAACGUCUCUAUGAUCCGCUACUUCAAUAACAUUUCCGGCUUUAAUGGGGUGGCUGUUUGUGGCGAAAAACCAUACAUUCUUUUGCUUACCUCGCGAGGAGAACUGCGAACUCAUCGGUUCUACGGGAAGACCAUUUUGAAGGCAUUUGCCCCCUUCAACAACAUAAACUGUCCGAAUGGGUUCCUCUAUUUCGACGAACAGUAUGAGCUCAAUAUUGCCGUUCUACCGGGUUAUCUCUCGUACGAUUGUAUUUGGCCCUCGCGAAAAAUCCCUCUGCGAAGCUCACCCAAACAAAUUGUUUUCCACAAGGAAAACAAAGUUUAUUGCGUCGUGAUGGACACGGAGGAGUACUGUAACAAAUACUAUCGCUUCAAUGGGGAGGACAAAGAACUAACGGAAGAAAACAAAGGCGAGCGGUUCCUGUACCCGAUGGGUCAUAAGUUUACGGUGGUUCUGGUAACGCCUACAGCGUGGGAAAUCGUCCCAGAAACAUCAAUCAACCUGGAAGAGUGGGAACAUGUGAUCGCGUUGAAGAAUGUUAGUCUAUCGUAUGAGGGAGCGCGCUCCGGUUUGAAGGAAUACAUUGCGGUUGGGACGAACUUCAACUACAGCGAGGAUAUUACCUCCCGAGGAAGACUGCUGCUCUACGAUAUAAUUGAAGUCGUCCCGGAGCCGGGGAAACCGUUAACAAAGUACAAAUUCAAGGAGAUCAUCAUAAAAGAGCAGAAGGGACCCGUUUCUGCCAUAACACACGUAUCGGGCUUUCUGGUGGGGUCGGUAGGUCAGAAGGUGUAUUUGUGGCAGCUUAAGGAUGGCGAUCUGGUAGGAGUGGCCUUCAUCGACACAAACAUCUUUGUCCACCAGCUAGUGUCAAUCAAAUCGCUGAUUCUGGUGGCCGACGUAUACAAAUCAAUCAGUUUGCUGCGCUUCCAGGAAGAGUUCCGCACGUUGUCGCUCGUUUCCCGAGACUACCAGCCCCUGAACGUAUUCCAAAUCGAGUACGCCGUGGACAAUGCCAACCUCGGCUUUCUGGUCACGGAUGAACAGUGCAACAUCAUUACCUACAUGUACCAACCCGAGUCGCGUGAAUCGUUCGGUGGCCAGCGUCUCCUGCGCAAAUGUGACUACCACCUAGGUCAACGAGUCAACACCAUGUUCCGGGUGCAGUGUGAUUUCCACGAGAGCGACUCGUCGAAGCGGAAUCUUAACUACGAGCUCAAACACACCACGUACUUCGCAACGCUCGACGGUGGCGUUGGCUAUGUGCUUCCGCUGCCCGAGAAAACCUAUCGGCGGUUAUUUAUGUUGCAGAAUGUACUGAUGACUCAUAGUCCGCACUUGUGCGGGUUGAAUCCUAAAGCCUUCCGAACGUUGAAAACCGUUCGCAAGCUACCGAUCAAUCCUACCCGAUGCGUUGUCGAUGGAGAUCUGAUCUGGUCCUUCCUGAGUCUCCCGACGAAUGAAAAAUUAGAAGUUGCUAAAAAGAUUGGCACACGAAUGGAUGAAAUCUGUUCGGAUCUGAUGGAAAUCGAGAAUGUAACGCAUGCGUUCUAAAAAUACUAGUAUUAAUAUCUAUUGUACAAUGUUCCGAAAAAAAAUGUAUGUACUCAAAACUAUAAAAAUCU